Molecule: messenger RNA, 621 nt
Organism: Acanthamoeba castellanii str. Neff
Lineage: Eukaryota; Discosea; Longamoebia; Acanthamoebidae
Product: deoxyadenosine kinase
Exons: 8
Coding region: 1-621 (206 amino acids)
Cellular component (GO): cytoplasm; mitochondrion
Molecular function (GO): deoxynucleoside kinase activity
Source: RefSeq, a predicted model, not a curated record
AUGAGACGUUAUCUGCCCGUCUACUUUGAGCCGGUGAUCGACAACUCGUACUUGGCCGACUUCUACCAAGAGCCCAAGAAGUACAGCUUCCCUCUGCAGAUCUACUUGCUCAACAACCGCUUCCGCCAGCAACAGCAGAUCAUCUGGUCGGGGAAGGGCGGCAUCCAAGACCGAACGAUAUACGAGGACGGCGUGUUCGCCAAGAUGCUUCGCGACAGCGAGCUCAUGGAGGAGCGCGACUACCGCACCUACCUCGACCUGUUUGCCAACAUGUCCAACUUCAUGAAAAAGCCCAACGUGAUCAUCCACCUGGACGUCACUCCUGAGGAGAGCAUCGAGCGGAUCAAGCGACGUGCCCGAGAGUGCGAGAAAACGAUCCCUCUCGAAUACCUGCAAAACCUGUACAACGCCUACGAGAUCUUCAUCGCUGAUAUCAGCCGAGUGAUUCCCGUCAUCAAGGUCAACUGGAGCGAGUUCCGUGAUGCAGAGGAAAUCGCGGAAGUCAUCAAGCGGGAGUAUCUCUCGAUGCAGAACAUCCGCGAGAUGCACUGGAAGGAGGGGUACAAGGGCGUCGUGCGCAAGGACACUAAGGCUGAGCCGCAGGAAGACGCCAAGCAGUAG